Messenger RNA from Closterium sp. Naga37s-1, 1233 nucleotides. Lineage: Eukaryota; Viridiplantae; Streptophyta; Zygnematophyceae; Desmidiales; Closteriaceae. The record is from the annotation of a GenBank genome assembly.
AUGUUGGAUCAGAUCGUGAACCUGGUCAUCCGUCCUCCUCGUGCGGAGUAUUCAGUACAGGCAGACCUGGUGGGGCCGCUAUUUGCGCUCAGAGGAAGGCAAUACCGCCGCCAUGACCUUCAGCUUGUAAAUAGCAGAGGCCACGUGCUAGAAUGCAGUCACUACAUGCCGGCCCAUGUCCCGCCCAAUCAGAAGCUGCCAUGUGUCAUCUACUGCCAUGGGAACAGUGGCUGCCGUGCCGACGCCAGUGAAGCGGUGUUUGUGCUGCUCCCAUCCAACAUCACAGUCUUUGCUCUCGACUUCUCGGGAUCAGGAAUGUCCCAAGGGGACUAUGUCACCCUCGGGAGAUUCGAGAUGGAGGAUCUCUCAACAGUGGUGGACCAUCUACGAGCCGAGGGCUCUGUGUCGCUCAUAGGGCUGUGGGGGCGGUCGAUGGGGGCUGUUACCUCCCUUAUGUACGCAGCAAAGGAUCUGUCUAUAGCGGGGAUGGUCCUGGACAGCCCGUUUUCCAACCUGCCCAACCUCAUUCUGGAGCUCGUGGACACCUUCAAAAUCAAGCUGCCCAAAUUCACGGUGAAGAUGCUGGUGUAUUACCUGCGGAAUCUGAUCAAGAAGAAGGUACCGGACUUCGAUAUCAACGACCUGGAUGCCGUGGGGGUGGCGAAGAGCAGUUUCAUCCCGGUGCUGUUUGGGCAUGCUUCGGGAGACACUUUCAUUCUGCCGCACCACUCGCAGCAAAUACACGAGGCGUACGCGGGUGACAAGAAUCUGAUCACCUUCGCGGGGGACCACAACUCCCACCGCCCCAACUUCUUCUACGACUCGGCUGCCAUAUUCCUGCACAACGUGCUGCAGCCGCCCCCCAUACAGGAACCCCCCGCCACCUCCCUUUAUUGUCACAUCCCUGGGGAGUCUGAUGCGCAACAACCAGUGCCGCGUGCUGGUGCUUCUGGUUGUGGUUCUGCUGCUGCUGGUGGUGCUGCUAUUGGUGGUGCUGCUGCUGCUGGUGCUGGCCGGAGCACAAGGGCAGAUGCCCCUCCAAGUGCUGCCGAGUUGAACCCUCCACACACCACCUACCAGCGCCCUCCCCCAGUUGCUGAGCCUGCUGAGGAGCUACUGAGCAGUGAGGAGUUGGCGCGCUUCAUGGCACAGUUUGCUGCCUCCAUGCCACCUGGAGAAGAGCUUGCUCCCGGAUUGGAAGCCAACUAUGAUGAGGAUGAGGUGAGCAGAUGA